Molecule: messenger RNA, 715 nt
Organism: Staurois parvus
Lineage: Eukaryota; Metazoa; Chordata; Amphibia; Anura; Ranidae
Source: the annotation of a GenBank genome assembly
AUGCCUCUUACAAAACAUCCUAGAGACACAGAACCUCCUUGGAUGGAUUGGGACAGAAAAGCACAGAAAUCUGGCCUGAGACAUACUGUGUACUGUGUAAAUGGGGAUCAGUACACAGGAGAAUGGCUGAACAACUUGAAACAUGGUAAAGGUACUUACAUAUGCAAAAGUGCAAAAUCCAUAUAUGAAGGUGAAUGGAAAUGUGGAAAGAGAAGUGGUUUCGGAACAUAUAGUGUCCAAGACCCAAUCACUGGUGAAUAUGUAAAGGUUUAUUCAGGAUGCUGGAAGAACAACAAACAACAUGGCUGUGGAAGUUAUUUCUAUACAGACACCGAGUAUUAUGAAGGAGACUGGAAGGGUGGACAAAGAAGUGGCUGGGGUAGAAUGCACUUUGCCAAUGGAGAUGUAUAUGAAGGAGAGUGGCUGGAAGAUCAGCACUGUGGGCAGGGAAUGUUACAAUUAGUAAAAUAAAAACCGUUAUGAGGGUUCAUGGAAGAAUGGGAAAAAACACGGCUUUGGAAGGUUUUAUUACCUGGAUAAGGGGCAGAUGUAUGAAGGAACAUGGGUGGAAGAUAUCCCUAAGUGCGGAACUGUGGUGGACUUUGGACGUGCAGAAGCAUCUAUGCCAACAAAGUAUCCUAUUCCCGAGGUGAAAGUAGCAGAUCCUGAAGGAGUUCUACAGCUGGCUCGAUCGUUGCUUGAAAAACAAGAGUGA